ACUAAUGUAUAUAUAAUUGAUUCAUAUUGUACACAUCUGUACGUUUUAUCAAAAUGUCGGUGAGUGAAAAUGAUCCACUAAUCGUGAAUAAUAAAGCGUUCAAAAUUAAAACAAUAAAUUGCAGACACUUUCUUUUACUUCCGGUGGCUAUGCUUUUGUUUUUUGGAUUUGUAGUGCAGUUCUAUGUCAUUUCUCAAUGGAUACAAUAUGUCAUAAAAAGGGAAGCACAACUUGAAGAUGCUGGGAGUACUUCUGGGUGUUUACUAAGUAACACUAGUGACCCUAGAUAUAAGUCAUUUCAAAAUGUCGAGAAAAAGACUGCCUUAUGGCAACUGUAUUAUAUGCUGUCUUCUUCCAUACCGGCAUUCUUUGUAACAGCAGUACUUCCGUCAUAUUCGGAUACGUUCGGAAGGCGAAUUCUAUUUAUUAUUCCGUAUAGUAUGAUGCUUUUAAAAUACAUUCUCUGUAGUCUCAUCAUCUUUUAUGAAUGGGAUCUGAUUUGGAUAUUACUCGCUUCUUCAUUAGAAGGAAUAAGCGGGUCUUAUUUUACUGUCUUUUCCGGAUGUUACUCCUUCAUAGCAGAUUUGACAAAACCUGGACGUCAGCGAACGCUCUUUAUUACAUGUUUUGAUGGCAUUCAGUUACUCAGUAUAACAGUAGCAGGUUUUGUUUCGGGCUAUUUCAUAGAAUUUCAGGGAUAUUUUGUUCCGAUGGCAUCAUGUACUUUAAUACUUUUCUGCGCAUGGGCAAUAGCUAUCCUAUUUCUUCCGGAAACUCUUCAGAAGGAGAAUAGUUCUGACGUAAUAUCCGUUUUUACUAAUUUAAAAAGAACUGUUGAUUUUUAUAAAAGUAAAACAUUUUCAGGCAAAAGAGCCGCUUAUACGCUUCUAGUUUUGUCAAUUUUCACCGCAGAAAUGGCCGGGAGCAACCGUGGAUCAAUUGAAAUGCUGUAUCAGUUGGGAAAACCUUUCUGUUGGCCAUCGCAGAAAAUUGGACUAUUUAGUGCUGCAAGACAUGCGGCACAGGGUUUUGCAGGUAUCGCUUUGAUAACGCCUUUAAAGAAAUGUUUGUCUGAAGUUCGUAUCGCCAUAUUGAGCAAUUUUGUAAAUGCUGGCUCCUUUGUACUGGAAGCGUUUGCAAGAACAGAUCUGAUGCUUUACCUUGUGCCAGUUCCAGCUCUGCUAGGGCGCUUGACAGUGUCGAUGUCAAAAAGUAUUAUGUCUUCUAUGACAGACGCCGACAAGCAAGGAUCAUUAUUUGCAAGCAUUACAGCUAUGACAAGCAUAUGUGGCUCUGCAGCACCUUUCCUAAACAACGCCGUUUAUGCUGCCACUGUUUCCUUUUUUAACGGUUUCAUUUUCCUCGUUCUGGCUGGCUUCUGCGGACUUGGUUUUACUUUACUAUUGAUAUAUGCAAAAACACAGACAUUCAAGAAUGACAUGCCAAAAAUUGAAACAAUCAUCACCAAUGGUUAGAUAGUCACAUACGAACAUCAAUAAAAGAUAAAAUUUU
Molecule: messenger RNA, 1512 nt
Organism: Mercenaria mercenaria
Lineage: Eukaryota; Metazoa; Mollusca; Bivalvia; Venerida; Veneridae
Product: solute carrier family 46 member 3-like
Exons: 4
Coding region: 54-1475 (473 amino acids)
Biological process (GO): transmembrane transport
Cellular component (GO): membrane
Molecular function (GO): transmembrane transporter activity
Source: RefSeq, a predicted model, not a curated record